This is a messenger RNA of Engraulis encrasicolus (European anchovy), 2802 nucleotides long. RefSeq names its product galactosylgalactosylxylosylprotein 3-beta-glucuronosyltransferase 2-like. Gene Ontology annotation, cellular component: Golgi membrane. The record is from RefSeq and is a predicted model, not a curated record. Lineage: Eukaryota; Metazoa; Chordata; Actinopteri; Clupeiformes; Engraulidae. Gene Ontology annotation, molecular function: galactosylgalactosylxylosylprotein 3-beta-glucuronosyltransferase activity. Gene Ontology annotation, biological process: carbohydrate metabolic process; chondroitin sulfate proteoglycan biosynthetic process. The transcript has 4 exons. The coding region runs from base 562 to 1482 and encodes 306 amino acids.
UAUCAGCGCGUUCUCACAGCUCUCUCUUCUCCUCCUUCUUCGUCUCCGAUUCUCGCUGCACUGCGAUCUGACUCCUCUGCUGCUUCCCUACUCUUCACAUUUACCGAUUACUUUUUACAAGAAAAUGAAGCAAAACAAAAAUACGAAGGGUGACGCCUUGUUGUUAUGGCAUUUUUUUAUACGGAGGAAGUGAGUGACUACUAGACCUACUGUCGUUUUGUGGAUCAGCCGAGGCGACACACGGAUACCUUGCCAGAGAUAAACUCGCAGAGCGAUCCCUUGCGCACAGGGGAAUGAGGGUGGGACAGCCGUGUCCUUAGAAGAAGUUUAAAUCGCCCACGGAUUGCAUGUGCUAUUUGGAACCAGACAGAAGACAACAUAAGUCUCCGAUCAGAGGGGAUGGUUUGUGCACUGAUGUCUAAUACAGGAAUAUUGUAGGAGCGGACAAAGGAGAUGUGGCCGUUAGACUUGAACUUCACUCGCUAGUGAUGCUCUGAGGAGGAUGGGUAACUCCGUCUUGGGUACGCGGACCUGCUAAUAAUAAUUAAAAAAAAAACUUCAAUGAAGUCAGUAUUCUACAGCCGAUUUUUUAUACUUCUGCCCUGGGUUCUGAUCGUCAUCAUCAUGAUCGACGUGGACACGAAGAGAUCCACCUCCGUUGGGCACACCGCGCAGUCUUACCUCUCGCGACUUGGAAAUGGACAGCGCCACGAGAGACCCGCGUUGCCCGGGAAGAACCGCACAGCAGCUCUGCCGGUGAUCUACGCUAUCACUCCAACGUACAACAGAGCGGUCCAAAAAGCCGAGCUCACUAGGCUCUGUAACACCUUCCGUCAGGUGCCUCAGUUCCACUGGAUCGUGGUGGAGGAUGCGAACAGUAAGUCCGAGUUGGUGGCGCGCUUUCUCGCCCGCUGCGGUGUCCCGUACACGCACUUGAACGUCUUCACGCCCCGGCGCUUUAAGCGGAUCGGUAUGCCGCGAGCCACGGAGCAGAGGAACACUGCGCUCGGCUGGCUACGGCAACGUCGCUUCCUCAAGGACUCGGGCAUCGUCUUUUUCGCCGACGAUGACAAUACAUACAGCCUGGAGUUAUUUGAGGAGAUGCGCUCCACUCGCAGGGUGGCCGUGUGGCCGGUGGGCCUGGUCGGGGGGCGGCGCUACGAGAGGCCCCUGGUGGAGAAAGGCAAGGUGGUGGGCUGGUACACGGGGUGGAGGGCCGACCGACCCUUCGCCAUCGACAUGGCAGGGUUUGCAGUGAACCUGCAGGUGAUCCUGUCCAAUCCCAGGGCCGUGUUCAAGCGGCGGGGGGCCAAGCCAGGCAUGCAGGAGUCCGACUUCCUCAAGCAGAUCACUAAAGUGGAGGACCUGGAGCCCAAAGCUAACAACUGCACUAAGGUCCUGGUUUGGCACACCCGCACUGAGAAGGUGAACCUCGGCAACGAGCCCAAGCUCCACCAGGACUCCAUCCACAUCGAGGUGUAGACCAGAGGGGGAUGAAACGACUCAUCAUCAUCCUCUUCAUCAUUGGCAAUGGAAUACCUGAUGAUGAAACGCAUCAUCAUCAUCAUCUUCUUCAUUGGCAAUGGGAUACGUGACGAUGAUUGGACUGGACUCGCUUCUAAGGAACUUUUUUUCCCAGAUCUGGACUAAAACAGUGGACACUCUUUCAUGGCUUGAGAUGAACUUAACAAGCUUGGGGCAUGGGGUGGGCUGGGGUAGGGUGUGGGUGGAUGAAAAAAACGGGUGAAAAAAAAAAGAAAAAGACAUUCAAAAGGCGGAUGUCAGGGCGAAUGGAAACACUGGAACUAUUAUCUUGACCCCGCCUCAUGUUGCCUGUCUGGCCUGUGAUUGGGCCCCGGGGGGACUUGCACUUUGUUCUCAUUGGCUCAUAUGGUACCCAGGGGGGACUUGCACUUUGUUGUCAUUGGCUCAUGUGGUACCUCACGUGUGGAGGUCUGACCUUCACAACCUUUGCAGCUCUAGCACACUGUACCUUUGAUAGAUGAUCCCUCAAAGGGUUCUAUCUCUCUCUCACACACACACACGCAGACAGACAGACAGACAGACAGACAGACAGACAGACAGACAGACAGACAGACAGACACACAGACAGACACACAGACAGACACACACACACACACACACACACACACACACACACACACACACACACACACACACACACACACACACACACACACACACACCUCAAAGAGGCACACCUCUGUUUGUGAACAGCUUCUAAGAAUGUUUUCCCUCUUCUGAUGAAUAAAAAAGUCAACACAACAAGAACUAACAACACGGACAAACAUCUAAGGAGUACAACUGUCUUUAUUCCAAACGACCCUCUUUUAAAAGCCAGAAGACAAAAGGAAAACAAAAUUAUAAAGAAAAGAAAAGAAAAAAAUAAUAAUGAAACUUUACAAUAAAUGAGUCUUCAGACAAAAUGAUCACACUACAGUUCAUGGCUAUUCACUGUUUAAUGCACGGAAAUACCAUUUUUUCUUUGUAGUAGGCACCAGAAAAUGUAAACGCAUUAUAGAGAUAAACCUGGAGGACACCUGUGAGUGUGUGUGUGUGUGUGUUUCCAUGUGUGUGUGAGUGUGUGUGUGUGUGUGUGUUAAGAAGUGUGUUAUAUUUUCACAUUAUUGCUGCAGAGCGACCCUGUCUGACUGGUGUGGAUUGAGAACUCUGCUACCGCCGUCUAGACUCUUUAAUUGUUCAUCAGCCUGUGUGCGCGCAUGUGUGUGUGUGUAUGUGUGUGUGUACGUGUGUGUGUGCGCGCAUGUGUGUGUGUGUGUG